AUGAGUGAGCAGUUGCUUACCAAGCAGCAGUCACAACUGCACUCGGUGGCGCGAGCUCUUCCGAAUUUCAAAAAACUCGGAAAGAACAAUUAUACGCCAGCGCUAAUUCGAUCGCGACUGACGGGCCUGAAAGAAGCUUGGGCGCUGUGCACGGCCUCUCACGCUGCGCUGAUCCAUGUCUUCCCAGGGGCCAAACGGAAGGACGUCGGCUACUUCGACAAUGCGGAGUUCGAGGAACACGAGGAGAUCUUCCAGAGGACGGCGGACUACAUGACGGAAUGCCUCGAAGAAUUAGAGCCUCCUCUCAACUCAACUCCAUUGGCAAGUCCACCGGCGUUCGGUAAUCCCUCCGCGUUACUCUCCUUGUCGCACCUACCGUCUAUCAAUAUACCCCCGUUCUCGGGAACCCAUGAGGACUGGGAGAGUUUUCGCGAUCGAUUCACGUCGCUCAUAAUUAAAAAUACAGAGUUAACUGCAUUUUCCCGCAUGCAUUACUUAGCGUCUAGUCUCUCCGGGCGUGCUCUGGAAUUGAUACGAACUGUCCCAGUCACCGCCGACAAUUUUGAAGUCGCUUGGCGAUUGCUAGUCUCGCGCUACGAUAACAAACGGCAACUGGUCGGCGUGCAUGUCUCCGCGCUAUGCAACCUGCCGGCCGUCACACGCGAAUCGGCCGUCGAGCUUAGCGAACUACAGGAUAAAGCCAAUCGAGCUAUCGCGUCGCUCAGAAAUCUCCACCGGUCGUCAGACGAAAUUUUGAGUGAUGUCCUAGUUCAUCUUGUCACUCAGCGACUUGAUCACGCCACGCACAAGGCGUGGCGACUGAAAGGAGGCGAUGAUGCCGCGAUUCCAACAUUCGAGGACUUAGAUAGAUUUAUCUCCGCGCGCGUGCGAGCCUUGGAAGAACUCACGCCUCAUAACGCGGCUAAGCCCACGCGUCCGUCAAGAUCCGCCUCCGUGAACGCCGCCACCACGUCUCCAGUCUCGUGUCCGAUUUGUAAGGCGAGUCAUUACUUGAGUAAGUGUCCGCAAUUUGUUAAGAAAGGUCCGAGUCAACGCAUGGAGUUCAUCAAACAGCACCAAAGGUGCAUUAAUUGUCUCAGUGCGAAACACGCCUUGUAUUCAUACCCUAGCCAAUACACUUGUCGCCGAUGCCAGAAAAGGCAUCAUUCGAUGCUCCAUGUUGAUUCAGGCUCAUGCGUUACCGCCUCGGUGAUCACUGCUGAAUCGACUUCGCCGGUCGAAGCGAGAGGUAAUCGCGGCGCGGUAGCGUUGUUUGCUUCGCAAGAAUUAUCGCAUCGAACUCCGGUACUCCUUGCGACGGCGCGAGUCACGGUUCGUUCACCGGCGGGUCGCGACGCGAACGUGCGAGCGUUGCUCGAUCCGGGAUCGGAGAUAACCUUCAUGUCCGCUCGGCUUGCACAAACCUUAAGACUGCGUCGUUUCCAAGAUCAGUUUUCACUCUCUGCCAUCUGCGGUCUUAAAGCGGGUAACUGCAAGUUUGCAGCUCAAAUUACGAUCUCGCCGCAAAAUAAAUCAGAGCCGAGUCUCACAAUCACUGCGUCGAUUUUGCCUUCACUCGCUGAUUACAAUUCGGGGCUCGAUCGAGCCAGGUGCAACUGGGAUCAUCUCGCGGAUCUCGCCCUAGCAGAUCCUCACUUCAAUGGUUCUGAUCCCAUUGAGCUCCUCAUCGGCGCCGAUAUCUAUGGCGAGAUAUUCCUUGGCGAAAUGCGGAAGGGACCUCGCGGGCAGCCCUAUGCAUUAAAUACUAUUUUCGGAUGGGCAGUAUCCGGUCCUACGAGUGUUUCACUUCAAUCCCGCCGAACAAUCACUGUUCAACAUUGUUCGGCCUCAACGUCGCUUGCGCUCGAUCGCGAACUGAGAAGAUUUUGGGAGAUCGAGGAAGUUCCGCGACAGACUGUACUCGGCCCGGAGGAACAACGAUGCGAGGAUUACUUCAUGACCACUCAUUCGCGUUUUUCCCACGGCCGAUACAUUGUGCGCCUUCCAUUCAAACGUGAUCCUCCCAUUAAUAUCGGUCGUUCUCGCGAUACCGCUGAGCGAUGUCUAAAAAGCUUACUUCGACGCUUUGAAAUUAACGCCGAGCUAAAACAACAAUAUUUCAAUUUCAUGCGGGAAUACGAAGCUCUGGGACACAUGCGCAGAGCCUCACCUCUCUCAGAAUCCUCUCAGUGCGUGUAUAUUCCUCACCAUCCCGUCUUUCGCGACGGUAGUGCGACCACACACUUGCGCGUGGUGUUCAAUGCGUCGAGUCUAACGUCUAGCGGGAAAUCGCUUAAUGAUAAUUUGCUUCCAGGACCGAAACUACAAACGGACUUGGCGGCGGUCGUGAUGCGAUGGCGACAGUUUCGCUACGUAUACUCGGCCGAUGUCGAGAAAAUGUAUAGGCAGAUCGUCGUUGAUCUGCGUGACACAAAUUAUCAACGCAUAUUAUGGGUGGAUACCGAGACGGAGCGCGUGCAAGAAUAUAAGCUCUUGACCGUGACGUACGGCAUGGCGUCGGCGCCGUUUUUGGCGUUACGAGUCCUGCGCCAACUGGUCCGCGAUGAAGGGCAUUCCUAUCCGUUAGCCGUGUCCGUCCUGACGGAUAACAUUUAUGUUGACGACGUCUUGUUCGGCGCCGACGAUAUCCCUCUGCUUCAGCAGGCGCGCGAGCAAGUAUGCUCACUGCUGUGCUGCGGCCAAUUCAAUUUGCGUAAGUGGUCCAGUAACUCGUCGGCUCUUUUGAGCGACAUUGAUGACAGGGAUCACGGUUUGGCAUGCAGCAAGGACCUUCAACCAGGCGAAAAGGUUAAAGUCCUCGGGAUAUGCUGGCACCCCGCUAAGGACGUGUUUCGGUUCCGCAUUUCCUGCCCUCCCUCUGUCUCGAUAACGAAAAGAUCGAUUCUCUCGAAUAUCGCGCGAAUAUUUGAUCCGUUGGGGUGGAGUGCUCCGGUCACCAUAACGGCAAAAAUCUUUCUUCAGCGACUGUGGCAAUCACAGCUCGACUGGGAUGACCAAUUUCCCCCCGAUCUCGCUGAUGAGUGGGAAGCUCUUCGGGCGUCACUCCUGUCACUUGAUGGCCUUCAACUCGAUCGAUGGGUUCGACGCGGAUCGGAUACGACGGCCUGCGAGCUGCACGGGUUCGCGGACGCGUCCUCUCAUGCGUAUGCAGCCGUGGUUUAUCUGAGGCUUCUCUCGAUCUCCGGAGAGGUCUCCUCGAUGCUCCUCGUCGGAAAGUCUAGGGUCGCGCCCGUUAAAUCAUUGAGCAUUCCGCGAUUGGAGCUCGCAGCAGCGGUGCUGCUCUCCAGAUUAAUGGAGUUCGUGAUCACGUCCCUCCACCUUUCCGAGGUUCCGUGCUACUGCUGGACGGACUCCACGGUCGUCCUUGCGUGGGUUACGCAGCAUCCGUCACGGUGGCGAACGUUCGUGGCAAAUCGCGUCGCGGAAAUCCAGACCCGACUUCCCUCCGCUUCGUGGCGACACGUGCCCACCAUUGACAACCCCGCCGACUGCGCGUCUCGCGGAAUUUCCGGGCAUCAGCUCGCAUCCCAUCCGUUGUGGUGGCAUGGUCCAUUGUGGCUUAAGCUUCCGAUCUCCGACUGGCCGGUACCUGUCGACCCUCACCCUCAGACCUCAAUGGAACAAAAUGUAAAGACGCAGGUUCUCGUCGCGAUGUCGAGAGACACUGUCGUGUGGGAUCUCGCCGCGCGCCACUCGUCGUGGCCGAAGUUAAUGCGCAUCACCGCCUACGUUAUGCGAUUUAUCUCGCGUACUCGCGGACGUAUUACGUUGCCGGCUGAGCGCGUCGAGAGUCCCUCAUCCUUGACGGGUCACGAAAUUCAACGCGCGACGAACUUUUGGGUAAAAACCAUUCAAGCGGAGCUAUUCGCGCGCGAGCUGACCGCGCUUCGAAGGGGAGACGCGCUCUCAUCGAAAAGCGUACUGUUGCCUCUCGCGCCGUAUUUGGACGAAGAUCAAAUAAUUCGUGUUGGUGGGCGGUUGUCGCGGGCGCCCAUCCCGGCUCACGUCAAACAUCCGAUCGUUCUCGCGCCCCAUCCUCUCGUCCAGCUCCUCAUACAGGAUAUUCACAGGCGAUAUCUCUAUGCCGGCAUCCAGCUUACUCUGGCAACGCUGCGGCGAAGGUACUGGGUUAUCCGAGCUCGCGGUGCGGUCAGAUCGGUCAUCCAUCGGUGUGUCGCGUGCACUCGCGAGCGAGCUGCCGUCCCGACACAGCUUAUGCGGAACCUCCCGCAAUUCAGAGUCUCUCCUCCCGCGCGCGCAUUCAUUCACUGCGGAGUAGAUUAUGCUGGCCCGAUACUAGUUCGAGCGAUGUCUGGGCGCGGAGUGGCCUCCCGAAAGGCCUACAUCGCCAUAUUCGUGUGUAUGGCAACGCGCGCGGUACACUUGGAGUUGGUCGAGGGGUACGCCACUCCGGCAUUUUUGGGGGCCUAUUCGCGAUUUGUGGCUCGACGGGGUCUUCCGACGGCGGUGUACUCCGAUAACGGGACCACCUUCGUCGGAGCGGACCGCGAACUCACAGUCGCGUUUAGAGCGGCUCUUCGCGAUCCCGUUUUUUUGAAUAGGACUGCUUCGGACAAUGUCGAGUGGCAUUUUCUGCCUCCUUCCGCCCCUCAUUUUGGCGGCCUAUGGGAGGCCGGUGUUCGAAGCGUGAAGCACCACAUUCGCCGGGUGGUUGGAGCGCACACGCUGACGUUUGAAGAGUUCUCCACGCUUCUUUGUAACGUCGAGGCAUGCCUCAACUCUAGGCCCAUAGCACCGCUCUCCGACUCCAUAGAUACAUACGAUCCGCUGACCCCCGGGCAUUUUCUCAUUGGUGCUGCUCUUAACUCGAGUCCAGAGCCUUCCCUGUUACAGGUAAAAGAAAAUCGCCUAUCUCGAUGGCAGUUGGUUCGGCAGCUCACCGAGCGUUUUUGGAAGUUGUGGCAGAGCGAUUAUAUUAACAUGCUGCAACAGCGGGGAAAAUGGCGACAUAUUGAGAAGCCAAAUAUUUGGGUGGGACAGUUGGUUUUGCUUCGCAAUCCACUGCUUCCACCGUGCAAGUGGGAGCUCGGCCGCGUUGUUUUGUGUCACCCGGGUCUCGACGAAUUGGUUCGCGUUGUUACGGUAAAAACGGCGUCGUCCGAGUACAAGCGUCCGAUCGGUAGACUGUGCCUUCUACCGAUCGAUAUUGAGAAGUCGGAAAGCGCCGACAAGUGA
Molecule: messenger RNA, 5217 nt
Organism: Nylanderia fulva
Lineage: Eukaryota; Metazoa; Arthropoda; Insecta; Hymenoptera; Formicidae
Source: RefSeq, a predicted model, not a curated record